Molecule: messenger RNA, 4172 nt
Organism: Cyprinus carpio (common carp)
Lineage: Eukaryota; Metazoa; Chordata; Actinopteri; Cypriniformes; Cyprinidae
Gene: nrcamb
Product: neuronal cell adhesion molecule-like
Exons: 28
Coding region: 228-4007 (1259 amino acids)
Biological process (GO): brain development; cell-cell adhesion
Molecular function (GO): cell-cell adhesion mediator activity
Source: RefSeq, a predicted model, not a curated record
UGCGCGUCCCCGAGAGAGCGGCUCGCGUUUGAGGCUGCGCGCGCCCGAGCUUUACCGGAGAUGAGCGCGUGCCGCGGAGAGUCCAUUCAGUCUCAGCGCGGGACAGAGACCGUCACGGUACCGGACCGGAGCAGGAGCGCGCGGGGGCUAUCAGUGUUUACAGUGUGUCUGUUAGCCGCUGCUGUCCUGAUCGUGUGUGAGGGCGGGACUAAACUAACAAGGCCGUGAUGGACAGGCUGAGAGACGGCCCAUUGGCCCUGCUGCUGCUCUUCCUGGGUCAUGUGAUCACGGCGCUGGAGGUUCCUCUGGACCCUAAACUUCUGGAAGAGCUGCCGCAGCCUCCCACAAUCACCCAUCAGUCACCGAAGGACUUCAUCAUAGAUCCGCGCGAGGAUAUCGUCAUCCACUGCGAGGCCAAAGGGAAACCCCAUCCCAGCUUCAGCUGGACCAGGAACGGGACGCAUUUGGACAUCGAUGAGGAUCCUAAAGUCCUGAUGAAGCCCCGCUCAGGGACGCUGGUGCUGGACAUCAGCGGAGGACAGCGGGCCGAGGAGUACGAGGGCGUCUAUCAGUGCUCCGCUCACAACGAGCUCGGCACCGCCGUCUCCAACAGCAUCAUCCUCCGCCAGUCCAGAUCUCCUCUGUGGUCUAAAGAGAGAAUCAGUCCAAUCAUUGCACAGAAGGGACAGUCUUUAAUUCUGCGCUGCCGCCCCCCCGCCGGCCUCCCGCCGCCCAUCAUAUUCUGGAUGGACAACAAUUUCCAGCGUCUGCCGCAGAGCCGGCGUGUGUCUCAGGCUCUGAACGGAGAUCUCUUCUUCUCCAACAUUCUGCCGGAGGACUCCAGGAGCGACUACAUCUGCUACGCCCGCUUCCCGCACACGCAGACCAUCCAGCAGAAGCAGCCCAUCAGUGUCCGCGUGCUCGACAAUAAACCCGUGGAUGAGCGAGAGCCCGUCUUCAUGGUUCCCAGCGAGUCGGUCAGCUCUACAGUGGUUCUGAGAGGGGAGAUUCUGGAGAUGGAGUGCAUCGCUGAUGGCCUCCCCACUCCUGCGAUCUCAUGGGUUAAACACAACAGUGAGAUUCCCAGCGGACGAGCUUCCUUCCUGAACUUCAGUAAGACUCUGCGGAUCACAGACGUGUCGGAGGCGGAUGCUGGAGAAUAUCGCUGCAUCGCCAACAAUCACCACGGAUCUGUUCACCACACCAUCAGAGUCACGGUUAACGGUGAGCACACAGUCCUGUACAAUUUAACCACACCAUCAGACGGCGUUCUGGCCCCAAGGGAGAUGGGCAUCAUCACGUGCCGGGCCGCAGGACACCCCAAACCCAGCAUCUGCUGGCUCAUGAACGGACUGCCGAUCGAGAACGCUCCCAGAGACCCCAGCAGGAGUGUGGAAGGAGACACCCUCAUAUUCUCCGAGGUCCAGACGGGCUCCAGUGCUGUUUACCAGUGUAACGCCUCGAACGAAUACGGAUACUUACUGUCCAACGCAUUCGUCAACGUACUGGGUGAGAGAAUAAGAAAUAAACACGUAUGUUCACAGGAGAAUAAUGCUUCAUCCCAAAGACGGAAGAAAAAAACCACAGUGCAUGAUGGGAUUGUCUUCACCAGGUUUAAGGACAGCAUGUUGGAGGGAAAUGCUUAUGUCUUCCAUGAGAACGGAACGCUGGAGAUCCACAAGUCUCACCGCUCGAACAGCGGGAAAUACACCUGCGUGGCCAGGAACAGCCUCGGCCUCUCGGAGAACCACGUCUACCUGGAGGUCAAAGAGCCCACGAGGAUCCUGAGGCCGCCGGAGUACCGGGAGGUCCAGAGGAGCCGGGACGUGGUGUUCGAGUGUAAAGCCAAGCACGACCCGUCCCUCGUGCCCACCAUGACCUGGCUGAAGGACGACGGAGAGCUGCCUGAUGAUGAGAGGUUUAGAGUGGACUCGGACAGUCUGACCAUCACAGACGUCACAGAGAGCGACGCGGGGACGUACACGUGUAUCAUGAACACCACGCUGGACCAGGACUCGGCCAGCGCUCAGCUCACAGUGGUCGAGGCCCUGCCCACUCCCGCGGUGAUCCACGAGCAGCCAGGAGCACCGACCGAUCUGGAGCUAACGGACCUGGUAGCGAGAAGCGUUCAGCUCACCUGGACACCUGGAGAGGAACACAACAGCCGUAUCAAGAAGUUCCUGAUCCAGUAUGAGGACGCUCUACAUCAGAGCGGCGUGUGGCACAAUCUGACAGAGGUUCCUGGAACCAAGACCACGGCUCACCUGAAGCUCUCUCCGUAUGUCCACUACAGCUUCAGAGUGCUGGCACUCAAUAACGUGGGCUUCAGUCGUCCCAGCAUGCCCUCGCGCCAGUACAGGACCAGCCCCGCAGCUCCUGACGAGAACCCCACUGAGGUCAAAGGUCACGGCACUGAACACAAUAAUCUGGUCAUCACGUGGAAGCCUCUGACGCCUCAGCAGGCCAACGGUCCCGGCCUGCAGUAUAAGGUCAUGUGGCGUCAGCAGGCCAUCGAGACGUACUGGACGUCGGUCAGCGUGGCUAAUGUCUCUAAAUUCGUGGUGUCAGGGACACCCACAUUCGUGCCGUAUGAGGUGAUGGUUCAGGCACUGAACGAUUACGGUCCUGGACCCAAACCUGGCGCUGUGAUCGGAUACUCCGGAGAGGACUUUCCGUCGGCAGCUCCGGGUGACGUGCGAGUCCUGGUGUUGAACAGCACGCUAGCAGAGGUGCGCUGGAGCCCUGUUCCACUCGAAUCCGUGCGCGGGAGGCUCCAGGGCUAUAAGGUGCAUUACCAUCGUGAGCGCAGUUUACACCAACACAGCUCUCAUUACAACAAACAGAGUACUGAGAUCUUCAGCCCCAACAAAACCAGUGGGAAACUGCCAGACCUGCUGCCGUACAGCAUCUAUAGCCUGCGUGUGACGGCCUUCAACGGCCGAGGAGAAGGUCCCACCAGUGCCGCGCAGCGCUUCGAGACGCCCGAAGGCGUUCCAAGCGCGCCGUCCUUCUUCAAGGUUUCUACUUUCGAUCUGGACUCUCUGAUGCUAGAAUGGGGACCACCUUAUGAAAGGAAUGGCCAUCUGACUGGAUACACCUUCAAAUAUCAGACCGUCAACAGCAAAAAUGAUUUGGGUCUGCUGGAGGAGCUGGAUCUGCCGUCCAAUCAGAGCAGCUUCACGCUGCACAACCUCCCUCACAGCACACGCUACAAGUUUUAUAUCAGUGCCAGAACACAGAGAGGAGCCGGUCCCAUGCUCACCGAGGAGGCCGUCACUGUCCUAGACAGAGUGCCGCCGGUUGCGCCUGCGUUUGGGAAUGUCAGCUCGUCCAUGAGCAAGGAUGGAGCGCUGAUCAGCUGGGAAUACUGGGGCCCCGAGAAACUCCUUUAUGUUGAAUAUAUUAUAGACAAAAGUGAUGAAGACUGGCACAAAGAGAAGGUCAACGGCUCUCAGUUCCACGUUCUUAAGGGUUUGAAGAAAGGUUUGGCCUACAAGGUGCGUGUGGUGGCCCGGGGUCAUGAUGACCGAGCGGUUCAUCACUCUGAGGAGCUGUUGGUUAAGGUCUCAGCGAUGGUGAGUCCGCAGGUGGACAUCGCCACUCAGGGCUGGUUCAUCGGUCUGAUGUCGGCCAUCGCUCUGCUCAUCCUCAUCCUGCUCAUUAUCUGCUUCAUCAAGAGGAACAAAGGUGGCAAAUAUCCAGUUAAAGAGAAGGAAGAUGCUCACGGAGACCCAGAGAUCCAGCCCAUGAAGGAGGAUGAUAUCACGUUUGGAGAGUACAGUGACGAGGACCAUAAACCGCUCAAAGGGAGCCGAACUCCGUCCGGCGGAACCGUUAAGCGUGACGGCAGCGACGACAGUUUAGUCGACUGCGGAGACUCUGGAGACACGGAGUUCAGUGAGGACGGCUCGUUUAUCGGACAGUAUAGCGGGAAGUCAGAUAGAGACACGACACACGACAGCUCCGAGCCGCCGUCUCCGGUGAACGCCAUGAACUCAUUCGUGUGAGAUCCGCUGAUUCUGAAGUGGACGCCACAUCACAUAUACAAUUUCAAUUAUGAUUUAUUUAAAGGAAUAGUUCACCCAAAAAAGAAAAUUUGCUGAAAAUGUAUUCACCCUCAAGCCGUCUGAGAUCAGGAUGAGUUUGUUUCUUCAUCAGGUUUGUAGAAAUGU